AUGCACGUCCUCACCUGCAUCGCUGCCCUCGCGGCCCUCUCCCAAGCGGCUCCUAUUCGCCCCGAGUUCACCUUCGCCUAUGAAUUCCCACCAUUGCCCUUCCCUACCGCCGUCAACGUAGCCCCUCUCGUCAGCCCCAGUCCCGACCAAGAGGGGUCUCUGGUUGCGCGGGCAUACACGACCACCGCUGCCCGUGCCGCUCGGCAGUAUACCGCCGCCGGCGCCCAGACCACCGCGGAUUCCGCCGUUGCACCGAGUUUCCCGACCCCGACACCAGCUCAGUCGUCUUUCGCGGCUGCAGGCGGCGGCGCAGGCGCAGGCGUUAAUGCUCCUGCUGGCCCUCAGCCUCCCAGCGACGCCACUGCAUUUUCCACCGGCGGUCGUCAAGCCUCGUCCACAAAUGACCCUUCGACACCGUCCGGAGGAAACGCUGGUACAAGCGCGGCUGGUGAAGGCUCUGCUAGGCUUCCCGCCGGUGGGACCCCAGCAGUUCCGAUCCCGAUGAACAUCAAUGUUUACGGCCAAGGCCAAGGCCACGGCCAAAUGCAGGGCGCUGGACCCGGACGUUCACCCGUAGGCUUUGGUUCAGCCAGUGCUGGCGGAAGCUUCACGUUUGGCCCCUUCGCAUCCGGGAUGCACGUUGAUGUUUACGGCCAACGCCAGGACGAUGCCGUGCCCGGUUCAUUCGGGGUUGGUGCACCGGGUACGGCUGGAAGUUCGACUGUUGCCUCUUCCGCAUCCCAGAACGCUAACUCUCAGCAUCAAGGCGACUCCCCCGGUGACGGCCUGCUGGGUGGUCUUGGUCUUCGUGGCCGCAGAACCGGCACUGGUGGACUCGGCGCUCGGCAGCUCCCGAGCAGCUUCUUUUCCGGACUUUCGGGGACCGCUGACAACCAGGAUAACGGGCAAGCUGGUUCCAACGGUCCUUUCGGAAACCCGUUCGGCGGGCUUGGGGGACCUGGUAGCCAGGGUGGUGGGCUGAACGGACCGGCUUCCUCUACUGGAAGUCUUCUUGGUGGUUUUGAUGGCUCUGACGACCGGGAUACCCCGACCGGCGCCGUGAGACCCUUCGCCGGUCAGGUUGGUGGCGCUACCGCUGGCAAAGAUGACGGACAACAGAACGGUCCUGCUGCGGGCGCUGGGGGCUUAGCUGGUGUUCUUACACGUGGCGACAGUGUUAAUGCCCGCGGGCAACUUCCGGCGACCCGCCCUGCUGCUGGAUUCCCGACUGGAAUGCCGGUCCCUUCGCCUCUAGACGUUUUUACUAGCCUACAGUCUGCGGGUCCUCAGGGUGGUUCUGCGUGA
This is a messenger RNA of Aspergillus mulundensis, 1305 nucleotides long. RefSeq lists its product as uncharacterized. NCBI's taxonomy places the organism in Eukaryota, Fungi, Ascomycota, Eurotiomycetes, Eurotiales, Aspergillaceae. The coding region runs from base 1 to 1305 and encodes 434 amino acids. The record is from RefSeq and is a predicted model, not a curated record. The transcript has a single exon.